CAUUGUAUAGGAGUAGCUUCUCCCAUAAUCAGGCUUAUAUGCACUUACCCAUCCGUUUGCUUAACUCUUCCAAAUUAUCUGAUAUAAAAGAGAAAUAGUGAAACAUAGUUUGAUGAUGAAGGAUAAAGGAACCGUCAACAUCUUCAUUCAGUAACAUUAAAUGAAGAUAUGGGAAUUUUUCAAUAUCCAACUAUCAUGAUACAGAGAGCAUACAGAGUAACUCAAGAGAGACCAGCACUGCUGCUAUGUUUGGAUGAAAUAGAACAGUAGCAGAACACCGACCUCAUCAUGUCAAGCAAUGUAGCAUUUACUCUCUUUAUCUUCUUUCUUAAUAUCUCAUUGUUUCCAGCUCUGAACCAAGAAGGUCUCUCUCUACUUUCAUGGCUUUCAACCUUCAAUUCCACCACAAACUCUUCCUCCACCUUCUCUUCAUGGAAUCCAACACACAAAAAUCCUUGCAGAUGGGACUAUGUGAAAUGUUCAGCAGAAGGUUUUGUUGAAGAGAUCAUAAUAACAUCAAUUGAUCUUCGUAGCGGCUUCCCUACACAGCUUCUUUCUUUUGGUAAUCUCACCAUACUUGUUAUCUCAAAUGGAAAUCUCACUGGUGAGAUUCCAAGUUCAGUGGGAAACUUGUCCUCUCUGGUUACCCUUGAUCUCAGCUUCAACACUUUAUCAGGAACCAUUCCAGAAGAAAUAGGAAAGCUUUCUAACCUGAAGUUUCUAUCUUUGAAUUCAAAUUCCUUGCAAGGUGGGAUUCCAACCACUAUUGGAAACUGUUCAAAGCUUCAGCAGCUAGAACUUUUCGACAACCAGCUCUCUGGGAUGAUACCUGGAGAAAUAGGCCAGUUGAAGGCUCUUGAAACCUUAAGAGCAGGUGGAAAUCCAGGUAUUCAUGGGGAAAUUCCAAUGCAGAUAUCAGAUUGCAAGGCUCUAGUUUUUCUUGGACUUGCAGUUACAGGGGUUUCAGGGGAGAUUCCACCAAGCAUAGGAGAACUUACAAAUCUCAAGACACUUUCUGUCUACACAGCACACCUCAGUGGUAAAAUCCCAUCAGAGAUUCAAAACUGCUCAAGCUUGGAAGAUUUGUUUCUGUAUGAAAACCAGAUUUCUGGAAAUAUUCCUUAUGAAUUAGGUUCCAUGCAAAGCCUCAAGAGGGUGUUGCUGUGGCAGAACAAUUUAACUGGAACCAUUCCUGAAAGUCUGGGAAACUGCACAAAUCUGAAGGUUAUAGAUUUCUCUUUGAAUUCUCUGGGUGGUUUGUUACCUGUCACUCUCAGUAAUCUACUUUCAUUGGAGGAGUUGCUGUUGUCUGAUAAUAACAUUUAUGGAGAAAUACCUUCAUAUGUUGGCAAUUUUUCCAGGCUGAAGCAACUUGAAUUGGAUAACAACAAAUUUUCUGGUGAGAUUCCACCUGUUCUGGGGAAAUUAAAGGAUCUUACCCUCUUCUAUGCCUGGAAUAAUCAGCUCAAUGGAAGCAUGCCAACAGAACUAUCCAACUGUGAGAAACUUGAAGCUGUUGAUCUUUCACACAAUUUCCUCACAGGUCCAAUUCCAAGCUCUCUCUUUCAUCUGAAGAAUUUAACUCAGUUGUUGCUGAUAUCAAACAGGUUUUCAGGGAAAAUUCCACCAGAUAUUGGAAGCUGCACUAGCUUGAUCAGGUUAAGACUUGGAUCAAACAACUUCACCGGUCAAAUUCCACCACAAAUUGGCCUUUUAAGCAGUUUGACCUUUCUUGAGUUGUCAGAUAAUCUCCUCAGUGGAAAUGUUCCCUCAGAGAUAGGUAACUGUGCUCAUCUAGAAAUGCUUGACUUGCACAGCAAUGCACUACAAGGAACCAUCCCUUCCUCAUUGAAGUUUCUAGUUGGUCUUAAUGUGUUGGAUCUUUCUGAAAACAGAAUAAAUGGUAGCAUUCCUACGAAUUUGGGCAAGCUUGCAUCAUUGAACAAGUUGAUUCUAAGUGGAAACUUUAUCAGUGGUUUGAUCCCUCAGUCACUAGGCCUUUGUAAGGAUUUGCAGUUGCUGGAUAUAAGUAACAACAGGAUCACUGGUUCAAUUCCUGAUGAAAUUGGUCAGUUGCAAGGAUUAGAUAUCCUCUUGAACUUGAGCUUGAAUUCUCUUACUGGCCCCAUUCCAGAAAGCUUCUCAAAUCUCUCAAAACUUUCUACGUUGGAUCUCUCUCACAAUAAGCUCACAGGAACCCUUAGAAUUUUGGGUGGUCUUGACAAUCUUGUGUCUCUGAAUGUCUCAUACAACAACUUUUCUGGUUCUCUUCCUGAUUCGAAGUUUUUCCGGGAACUACCUGCCGCGGCAUAUGCUGGUAACCCUGAGCUUUGCAUUACAAAGUGUCAUGCAACUGGAAAUCGCCAAGGCGUGAAGUCCAUAAAAAAUAUUAUCAUCUACACUUUCCUUGGGGUGAUUUUAACUUCUAUUUUUAUCACCUUCGGAGUGAUUUUCGCUCUCCGAAUUCAAGAGACUAAUUUUGGGGGGAACUUUGAUGAAGGUGGAGACAUGGAAUGGGCAUUCACUCCAUUCCAGAAACUCAACUUCUCCAUCAAUGACAUUGUCUCCAAGUUGUCAGAUUCAAACAUUGUGGGAAAAGGUGGCUCAGGAAUGGUUUAUCGUGUAGAGACUCCAAUGAAACAGGUUAUUGCAGUGAAGAAGCUAUGGCCAAUCAAGAAUGAAGAGCAACCAGAGAGAGAUCUGUUCACUGCAGAAGUUCAGACUCUUGGAUCAAUAAGGCAUAAAAACAUAGUGAGACUUUUAGGAUGCUGCAACAAUGGAAGAACUAGAUUGCUCUUGUUUGAUUAUAUAUGCAAUGGGAGUUUGUUUGGAUUGCUCCAUGAAAAUAGAUUGUUCUUGGACUGGGAUGCAAGGUACAAGAUCAUUUUGGGAACAGCUCAAGGUUUAGAAUACCUUCAUCAUGAUUGUAUCCCUCCCAUUGUUCAUCGCGACAUUAAGGCUAACAACAUCUUAGUAGGUCCACAAUUUGAAGCUUUUCUUGCAGAUUUUGGCCUCGCGAAACUCAUGAGCUCCUCAGAGUGUUCAGCAGCAUCUCAUGUGGUUGCAGGUUCUUGUGGAUACAUAGCUCCUGAAUAUGGAUACAGUUUAAGAAUCACAGAGAAGAGCGAUGUCUACAGUUACGGUGUUGUGCUCCUUGAGGUCUUAACAGGGAUGGAGCCAACUGAUCACAGGAUUCCAGAAGGUGCACACAUUGUAACAUGGGUUACCAGUGAAAUCAGAGAGAAGAAAAGAGAGUUUUCAUCUAUCCUAGACCAGGAACUAGUUUUGCAGUGUGGAACAAGAACCCCAGAGAUGCUUCAGGUUCUAGGGGUGGCUCUCCUCUGUGUGAAUCCAUCCCCGGAAGAACGACCCGCCAUGAAAGAUGUAACCGCAAUGCUCAAGGAAAUCAGGCAUGAAAAUGACGAUUUUGAGAAGCCAAAUUUUCUGCAAAAAGGCAUGGUUACCAACCCAAAAGCAGCAGUACACUGUUCUAGUUUCUCCAGAUCAUGUGAACAUUUAAUAGAAUCUUCAUCUUCUUCUUCAUAGAGAUCAAAUUGAAUACUAGAUUUGCUAAAAAUAUUUUUCACAUAACAUAUUAUUUGUAUAGAUUGUUAGUAUUUAUUCAAUUCCACAAUCCAAUAGUGUUCUUUCUGUA
Messenger RNA from Lotus japonicus, 3655 nucleotides. Its product is annotated as LRR receptor-like serine/threonine-protein kinase RGI1. The coding region runs from base 289 to 3546 and encodes 1085 amino acids. Gene Ontology annotation, molecular function: protein binding; protein kinase activity; ATP binding. Gene Ontology annotation, biological process: protein phosphorylation. The transcript has 2 exons. Lineage: Eukaryota; Viridiplantae; Streptophyta; Magnoliopsida; Fabales; Fabaceae. The record is from RefSeq and is a predicted model, not a curated record.